Molecule: messenger RNA, 2780 nt
Organism: Erpetoichthys calabaricus (reedfish)
Lineage: Eukaryota; Metazoa; Chordata; Cladistia; Polypteriformes; Polypteridae
Product: guanine nucleotide-binding protein subunit alpha-11-like
Exons: 7
Coding region: 1053-2231 (392 amino acids)
Biological process (GO): adenylate cyclase-modulating G protein-coupled receptor signaling pathway; phospholipase C-activating dopamine receptor signaling pathway; action potential
Cellular component (GO): heterotrimeric G-protein complex
Molecular function (GO): G protein-coupled receptor binding; GTPase activity; G-protein beta/gamma-subunit complex binding
Source: RefSeq, a predicted model, not a curated record
GUCUCAUCUGGACAAUUCAUUCACCUAAGAGGGUGUAAAUUGAACAAAACAUCAGUGAGGAGACACGCUUAUCUAAGUAACCCAUUUUUGAGUCCCCUGACCAGCACAUCAUCAAGGAGUGGAGGACAUCAGUUAACCCCGUGACACGAGAGUAGCAGCAGUGCCUCAUGUGGUUUAUCUCACUGAGGUGAAUGUGCCACCCAUCAACUGACUAGCUCAUGAUCUGAGAAAGGAGUCUUAUCUGUUGGCUCGUUACCACAAGUGUGAGGAUUUCGUCUCAUCUGGGAUACAGAUCAUCGAGGACUGGGCCUCACAAGUGGAUUAGCGAAGGAAGUGUUUAAGCUGUUACCUCAAAACGCUGAUGAGCAGCACUUUUUCUCUUUAAACUCACUGUAAGUAUUCUUGGAUCCUAAAGGGAGUAACACAUCAUGGAUGAGUGUGUUGUCUCCUGAGACUGUUAUAAAUGAGAGGACUUCACCUACUGUCUCAUGUGUCACUUCAUUAACCUAACUGGGGCAGGAGCCUCGACUGGAUAGCAUAUUAGCAAGAGAUUUCCCAUAAUGAUCAGUUCACAGGCAACAUCAGCUAAAAGAAAAGUCCUAUCCAUAAGUGGACACUGAAAUGGGCGUCUUAACUGAGGAGUGUCACAGAGAAAAGGACAACUUAACCCAGCAGCUGGGAAGCUUUCUGGAUUCGAUCUCCACCUUUCAUGGCGUGAGGGGUCUCACAGUGAUAAGGGGACACCUCAACCAAGUAAGUUGACACACGGACCCUGUGACAACAUCCACUGUGUGACACACCACCCUCAGGAUUUUUUUCUGUUUUUACUACCUUUAUGGAUGUUUACUUUGAAGACUGGACCACCUCUAUUCCAAAAUGAGUGGUGCUUUGGGUAAUAUCUUCUGAAUGGUAAUUAGCUUCACAGUAACUAGAUAAUAAUCUAUAAAGCACAUUUCUUCAAGAAAGCUGAGACUCAGAAGCAUUCGUCCGUGUCCUUGGCUUGACCUUUUUCGUUGCUUUGUGGACGCCACCCGUCUGCUUCAGCGGAGAUCAUGGGAGGCUGCUGCUGGUCAUGUUCCCUCUGGUGCUUUCGGAAAUGUUCCUUUUGGCUUUCGCCUGAGGAGAAAAGCGUCAUCGAGAUUAACCGGAAUAUCAACAGGAUGCUGAAGGAGCAGAAGAAACAAGAGAGUCAUGGCAUUAAAAUUCUGUUAUUAGGAACUGGUGAGAGCGGGAAGACCACUUUCAUUAAACAGAUGCGCAUCAUCCAUGGAGAUGGGUACUCCAGUGAACAAUGCCAGGCCUUCAAGAAGCUUAUCUACCAGAACAUAUACACUGCCAUGAAAUCCAUGGUCCAGGCAAUGGACACGCUCAAACUUUCCUACAUCCUCCCUGGUAAUGAGGAAAACGCCAGGCGUCUGCUGCAGGUUGAUGUCCCUCAAGUACAGACCUUUGAGCCCCAGGAUGUGGAUGCCAUUCGGAGGCUGUGGAAAGAUCCAGGCAUUAAGUGGUGCUAUAGAAGACGGCAGGAAUACCAUUUGCUGGACUCAACAAAGUACUACUUGACUCAUCUGGAUCGGAUCGGGCAGCCGAACUACAUCCCCACCCCGGACGAUGUUUUGAGGGUCAGAGUGCACACAACUGGGAUCCAGGAAUACUCCUUCACAAUAAAGAAGACAAAUCUCAGGAUUGUUGACGUCGGUGGUCAAAAGUCUGAACGAAAGAAGUGGAUCCACUGCUUUGAGAAUGUAACGUCCCUCAUUUUUCUUGCCUCACUAAGCGAGUAUGACCAAGUCCUCGAGGAAAACAAUCGGGAGAAUCGAAUGAAGGAGAGUCUUGCAUUGUUUUACAGUGUCAUACAUUCUACAUGGUUCAUCCGUGCUUCUAUAAUCCUCUUCCUCAACAAGGAGGACAUUCUUCAGGAGAAGAUUCACACUUCCCAUUUAUGUUCCUAUUUCCCAAAUUUCAAAGGUGAAAAGCAAAAUGCAGAAGAAGCCAAACACUUUAUCUGCAAUAUGUACAAGGACCUCCUGCGUCUGAAGCCCAGAAGAGUGGAAGCCAACCAGACUGCGAGACACAGACAGGUGAAGGAGGAAGAAGAGGUGGAUAUCAGCAAAAAAGACAUUUACUCCCACUUCACCUGUGCCACCGACACUGAGAACAUCACCCAUGUGUUCAACUCCAUCAAGGAUGAUCUGUUGAAACAGUCGCUCAAGGCCUUUGAUAUCUUGUGAGUCUGUAGUGGGCUACAUCACCCUGUCUUAAGGUGAUGACUGGAGUGACCUGUGAGGUUCUGUGGCUACAGUGGUGCUGAGUGCAGGUAGAUGGCCGUGGGGAGUGAGAGGCAACAUCACGACAGGUGGGCACAGUAGAGGCCUGGCAAAUGAACACUGCGCCCUCAUCCACACUGUGUGUGUCAGUCUGGUGUGAAGGUGGUAACGGAUCCUAAUCCUUAAUGAGACAGAUGAUGUAGACCAGAGCUUGAAUGAGUUAUUGAAUUGCUGGACAUGUUCAAAUGGAGGAUUUGUUUGAAUGGCCUUUUGAAGUUAAAAUUUUAUUAGUGUGUUGUCUUAAACAGAAAAAGUAUAUUAAAUAACAUCCAAGAUCAGUCACAAAAAGUAAAUGUCUACAAAAUGCUACAAGCCUGUAAUACCCACAGUGGUCAGUAGAUGGCAGCAGAAAGUUCCAGUGUAGUAUGGUGUGCAGAAAAGACGCUGAAGGAGUUGCUAAGGACAUUCAGACUGGACAGACACGGCACAUUCUCAGCACGAUGUCCGCUUCCU